AUGCUAAUUUUUCCUUUCUCCUAAACCCUAACUGCCAUCUAUUAGGCUCAGUGUCCUAUUUAUCAGCACAAACAAUAGUAGUGGCAAUUCAAUGCUUGUUUCUGCGUCGAUUUAAAGGUUUUUUUUUUUUUUUUUCCCUGAAGGCGGAAUGUUUAGAUUCACGGUAGGAGAUGUGCCUCCGAGAGUUCUUCCAAUGGACAGGCUUCGGAGGUCUGUGUCGUUGGCCUUAUCUCCGAUGGAAAUAAUGGAUGGGUUCCCUCGCAAUAGUUUCUCGUAUUCUAGGCUCCCCGAUGAGCCCAUCAAGCUCUCCGUUCUCAAAUUGGACGGCUCUUCCUUUGAUGUUGACGUGACAAAAUCAGCCACCAUUGCAGAUCUCAAGCUAGCAGUGCAGGCCGUAUUCAGUCAUGUUCUAAACAAGAUUUCAUGGUCGCAUGUGUGGGGGCACUUUUGCUUGUCCUAUGAAGGUCAAAAGCUAGUUACAGAUACUGAUCACAUCAAAAACUACGGCAUCAACGAUGGAGAUCAGCUUCAUUUUAUUCGGCAUAUCUCAAUCAGCUGCAACCCUACAAAGAAGCAAGCCAAGAAAAGGGAGAUUUCUUCCAAGCAAGGAUAUAUGUCCUUACCAAGAUCAAACGUAGAGUACAAACAAAUUUACGAAGAAGUCAAUAACUAUGAUGAUACGGCAAAUGGGAAUACCAGCAUCACAACAAUUAGAUAAUAUAGCCCUCUGAAGAAUGUGCCUCUCCAACUCCACCACAACUGCAUCCCUAAUUCUUCCAAUUCUACACAGCAGGAUCCUACAACUCAGCCUGAGCAGAUGCUGGAGGAAGGGAGGAAGAAAGUGGAGGCGGAGUUGGCAGAGGCUUUGGCCAAUCUGGAGAGGUAGAAGUUGGAGACCAUAAAAGUCCUUGAUGCUCAGGCUCAAGAACUGGGUCGGAAGAUCGUGAAGAAGGUCCUUCCUGUUGAACCCAAAACCAUCUAAAAUAAAACUUUUCAUUAUCC
Rubroshorea leprosula is the source of this 1002-nucleotide messenger RNA. Lineage: Eukaryota; Viridiplantae; Streptophyta; Magnoliopsida; Malvales; Dipterocarpaceae. The record is from the annotation of a GenBank genome assembly.